Messenger RNA from Cloeon dipterum, 1912 nucleotides. Its product is annotated as dynein regulatory complex subunit 3-like. The record is from RefSeq and is a predicted model, not a curated record. The coding region runs from base 279 to 1883 and encodes 534 amino acids. Gene Ontology annotation, molecular function: protein binding. Lineage: Eukaryota; Metazoa; Arthropoda; Insecta; Ephemeroptera; Baetidae. Gene Ontology annotation, cellular component: cilium. The transcript has 9 exons.
UUUUAUCCUUGGGGUCGCCCAGGAUGAUUUUUAUCAUUGCACAAAGUAUUGGGUUUCGUUUAAUAUUGGUUGUCCAAAUUUUACUCCCUUAAUCAUUGCGAAAAAAUAUUUUAUACUUGCUGAAAAAUAGCAUGAGUACAUUACAAGAGGCAUAUUUUUAUAGAACCGUUUAGUUUGAUCAAACAAUUAUUUCCAAUUUAGUUAUAAAUUCAUUUCCCUUUUUGAAACAUCUAAAAAAACUGUUGUGUUUUCACGUACACUCGUCAAAGGGGGUGAAAAUGAGUACCGUCCGAGUGAUAGAAGAGCAAGUACCUUGUGUCAUUGACCAGUUAUUAAUUGAGAAACAGGCAACUCAGAAGAAUGUCAAUGCAAGAAGUUUACAGGCACUAGAUCUCCAUUCCUCAAAAAUUUUUAUCAUAGAAAACUUGUGGCAGUUGGAGAGUUUGACCGUGCUGAAAUUAAACGACAAUUGUAUAGAGAAAAUCGAAAAUCUGGACGCCCUGGUGAAUUUGCACGAUCUGAACUUGUCGUUCAACAAAAUCUCCAAAAUUGAUAAUCUGCAUAUGCUGGUGAAAUUAGAGCGAUUAAUGCUUCAUUCAAACAGAAUUGGAGUGUUGGAAAAUAUGGACAAAUUGCAAAAUUUGCAACUUCUUACAGUUAGCAAAAAUUGCAUCGAAAGCAUAGAAAAUAUUAUUUACCUAAGAAAACUCAAAAACCUGAGAGUGCUGUCACUUGACGGAAAUCCAAUAUGCAGCGAGGAAAACUUCAUGGAACAUAUUUUGGUGUUUCUGCCAAACUUAAGAUAUUACGAAUAUAAUUUGAUUUUGAAAAGGGAUAUCCAAAAGUCUCCAAAAAUCAAGCAAAUUUUAGCAAAGGUUGAGGAAGAGGAGGCGGAACUAGAAGAAAAGUUGAAACUUGAGAAAGAAAAUUUAUCCAAAAAGCGAGUUUUGGAAAAGGCAUUUGUAGACACUAUUGAGCCAAACACACUUCUGGAGCCUUUGGAAAGUGCUGGCUGGAAAAUUAUACUGAAAAUAGGAGCUGCUGCACUAAUCACAUUACAAAAUGAGCAUAAAGAGCAGGUUCAGAAAGUGUGUGAGGAGCUGCAAAAUAUUGCAGAGUUGCAAAUGGGAAAACGCGAGGAAGAAAUUCAGCAUUUCAUCACCUGCGCUGAUAGCGCUCGAUUGAAAAAUCAGCAAGAAGGUCGAAGGAUAGUAGAAGAAUAUUUGCAACCAAAAGAGGAGAGUUGUGAACAUUUGCGAAGAUUGCUCGCUUUGGCUGAGCGGAAAAAGAUGGCUGAAGAAUCUCCAGAAAUGGAUCAAGUGAGAAAUUUAGCUAAUCAACUAAUAACUGACAGCGAAGAGCUAAAAGCAGAACUGCUGACGAUGGAAAUUGAGCUUCAAGAGCAAAUCUCGGCUGCAAUCGAUGAGUUUAGCUCAAACAUGGAAGACCUAAUUUCAGCUUUUCGUCACGAGGCCAAACAAAAGCUGCUUCAACUUCGCGAGCUGGAACAGCAUUUUCACCAAAGUCUGAUAGAGCCUUGCAGUGCCAGAGCAGCAAAUAUGUACUUGUUGAAGUGGAAGGACACGCACAACUGCCCAGUGGCAUCCAAUGAUUUAAUCGAACUGGCUAAAGACCCAACGCUCUUGAUGGAAAAACUGAUAGAAAAUCAUGAGGUUCGACUUCAAAUAAUCUGGAGAGAAGAGAUAAAAUUAGGGAACUGCUGCCAGACGUGGCUUGAAAAAUUGAUUGAGGAAAAGAGAAAGUCAGAAUUCAAACGCGGCAGAGAACGAGCCAUGGAAAUAGUGCAGUUUGUUGAUUUGCAACAGCAAGAAAUGAUGGAUUUGCAACCAGGCUCUUCACUUCCAUCUUUGGGACUUUUGUAAAUAAAUUUGGGGCAAAAGUUGUGCAAUAA